Molecule: messenger RNA, 1859 nt
Organism: Strongylocentrotus purpuratus (purple sea urchin)
Lineage: Eukaryota; Metazoa; Echinodermata; Echinoidea; Camarodonta; Strongylocentrotidae
Product: dimethylaniline monooxygenase [N-oxide-forming] 5
Exons: 9
Coding region: 4-1782 (592 amino acids)
Molecular function (GO): NADP binding; flavin adenine dinucleotide binding; N,N-dimethylaniline monooxygenase activity
Source: RefSeq, a predicted model, not a curated record
ACCAUGGACAUAAGGAGGGUAGCUGUGCUAGGAGCUGGGGUCUCCGGUCUUGCUGCGAUCAAAACCUGUCUGGAGGAAGGACUACAGCCAGUAUGCUUCGAUAAGGCAAGAGAACUAGAAGAGUACUGGUAUCAUUGUUACGUGUUUCAAGGUGAAAGUGAAUGUUACAGACGCCGCAGAAACCAUGGACAUAACGAGGGUAGCUGUGCUAGGAGCUGGGGUCUCCGGUCUUGCUGCGAUCAAAACCUGUCUCGAGGAAGGCUACAGCCAGUAUGCUUCGAAAAGGCAAGAGAACUAGGUGGACUAUGGGUGUACAAUGACGAAGUAGGACCCGAUCCGACGGGACCUGCCGGUAUCUAUAAAGGACUCAUUACCAACGUAUCGAAGGAGAUGAUGUCUUUCAGUGACUUCUCAUACCCAAGACAUGUCCCACCAUUUCUAACGAGUGACGAUGUCCUGCAAUAUUUACAAAACUACGCAGAGAACUUCAAUCUGUUGAAGCAUAUCCACUUCAAUACGACGGUCAUAGAAGUGACAAAAGCAGUGGAUUUUAAAGAGACAGGAAAAUGGAAUGUGUGCACCCAGGCCCAAGGCGAACCACCCAAGACAGAAACCUUCGAUGCCGUCAUGAUGUGUUCCGGAAUAUAUUCAUCCGGCAAAAUUCCAGACUAUCCUGGGUUAAAUGAGUUCAAAGGUCAAAUCCUGCACAGCGGUCAGUUCAGAGGCGGGGAAGAAUUUGUGGAUAAGACGAUUGUGGUCGUUGGCUCUUCCCAUUCUGCAGGGGAUGUUGCGGUACUGAGUAGUAAUCACGCUAAGAAGGUGUAUUUGAGUCUACGGGAUGGGGCUUGGAUCGUGUCUCGCAUCACGGGGAAGCAGCCCACUGACGUCUACAUCAACCGAAGGUGGAAUGAGGCGAUUCCAGCCUGGAUCUACCAUCCUUUACUCAAACUCAAAAUGGAGUCCCUGCAGGACUGGAAAACACUUGGCAUUCAGAGCAGCACGCAUCCGGUUAAAAGUAGCUUCAUGAUGAAUGAUGAACUCCCGGUGAAGAUUAUGAGCGGCCGAGUGGUCGUCCGGAGUGGUCUUCAACGGUUUGAAGGUUCAAGGGUCAUCUUUGAUGAUGAUUCUUACCUGGAGGACGUGGAUUGUGUUGUCUUCGCCACAGGGUACAAUCACAGAAUAUACAUGGAAGAUGACGUCAUAUCAGGUAGUACCAGUCAAUUGGAACUGUACUUACACGUCAUACCACCAAGACUGGAGCACCCAACAAUGGCGGCCAUUGGUUACAUCGUGACACGUGGUACCUUAGGACCAUCAGCAGAACUACAAAGUCGGUAUGCAGUGAAGGUGUUCAAGAAAGAACUUCAACUACCAAGUCGUUCAGAGAUGCUUGCGGAUAUCAAGAAAAGAAGAGAUGGAGUGAUGCAGCAAUACAAUCAAGACACGCCCAAGAUCCAUCCGACGAAAUACAACGAUGAGCUUGCUCAAGCAAUCGGGGCUCUACCAAGUUUCUGGAGCCUGUUGUUGUCGGACCCUAAACUGGCGUACCACUUUUAUUUUGGUCCAGUCUAUCCUACGUGGUACAGGUUGAUGGGUUCACAUUCUAGACCCGAUGCCCGUCAGAGGAUACUGCAAAGUGGUGCUGAUAUGGUACAUGGGAUAACAUUAAAAACGGUUCGCCCGAGAGCACAGAAAGAACUCCAGAGGACCAGGAUAAUCCCGAUGAGGCUUGUAGCUUUGUGUUUCAUCAGCUUCCUUCUAGCAGUACUAUUAUGGACAUAAAUAUUAUUAUGGUCAUAGAGUUUAUCUUAAGUUUAUUACGUUUAAACAUAGAUCAAGAAGAUUUAUAUAUAUAUAUA